Messenger RNA from Panicum hallii, 1678 nucleotides. Its product is annotated as tubulin alpha-1 chain-like. The coding region runs from base 120 to 1475 and encodes 451 amino acids. Gene Ontology annotation, molecular function: structural constituent of cytoskeleton; GTP binding. The record is from RefSeq and is a predicted model, not a curated record. Gene Ontology annotation, biological process: microtubule cytoskeleton organization; mitotic cell cycle. Lineage: Eukaryota; Viridiplantae; Streptophyta; Magnoliopsida; Poales; Poaceae. Gene Ontology annotation, cellular component: cytoplasm; microtubule. The transcript has 4 exons.
CCAAACCCUAGCCGAGUUCCGCAGAGAAAGGCGUCUUCGUACUCGCCUCUCGCCGCGCUGCAAAGCUUCUCCCCUCCCAUUUCCCACCGCCGCCGCCGCCCCACCCUUCCGACGACACCAUGAGGGAGUGCAUCUCGAUCCACAUUGGCCAGGCCGGUAUCCAGGUCGGAAACGCGUGCUGGGAGCUGUACUGCCUCGAGCAUGGCAUUCAGGCUGAUGGUCAGAUGCCUGGUGACAAGACUGUUGGAGGAGGUGAUGAUGCAUUCAACACCUUCUUCAGUGAGACUGGCGCUGGGAAGCAUGUCCCCCGUGCUGUGUUCGUUGAUCUUGAGCCCACUGUGAUUGAUGAGGUGAGGACUGGCACUUACCGCCAGCUCUUCCACCCUGAGCAGCUCAUCAGUGGCAAGGAGGAUGCAGCCAACAACUUUGCCCGUGGUCACUACACCAUUGGCAAGGAGAUUGUUGACCUGUGCCUUGACCGCAUCAGGAAGCUUGCCGACAACUGCACUGGUCUCCAGGGCUUCCUCGUCUUCAAUGCUGUUGGUGGAGGAACGGGCUCUGGCCUUGGUUCCCUCCUCCUUGAGCGCCUGUCUGUUGACUACGGCAAGAAGUCCAAGCUCGGGUUCACUGUGUACCCAUCUCCCCAGGUCUCCACCUCAGUUGUUGAGCCGUACAACAGUGUCCUGUCCACCCACUCCCUCCUCGAGCACACUGAUGUUGCUGUCCUGCUUGACAAUGAGGCCAUCUAUGACAUCUGCCGCCGCUCCCUUGACAUUGAGCGCCCAACCUACACCAACCUCAACAGGCUUGUGUCUCAGGUUAUCUCAUCUCUGACUGCCUCUCUGAGGUUCGAUGGUGCUCUGAACGUUGAUGUGAAUGAGUUCCAGACCAACUUGGUUCCCUACCCAAGGAUCCACUUCAUGCUUUCAUCCUAUGCGCCAGUGAUCUCUGCUGAGAAGGCCUACCAUGAACAGCUGUCAGUGGCUGAGAUCACCAACAGCGCCUUCGAGCCGUCCUCCAUGAUGGCCAAGUGUGACCCUCGCCAUGGCAAGUACAUGGCCUGCUGCCUCAUGUACCGUGGAGAUGUUGUGCCCAAGGAUGUGAACGCUGCUGUGGCUACCAUCAAGACCAAGCGCACCAUCCAGUUCGUGGACUGGUGCCCAACUGGGUUCAAGUGCGGCAUCAACUACCAGCCCCCCAGCGUGGUGCCUGGCGGCGACCUGGCCAAGGUGCAGCGUGCUGUGUGCAUGAUCUCCAACUCCACCAGUGUGGUCGAGGUGUUCUCCCGCAUCGACCACAAGUUCGACCUCAUGUACGCCAAGCGUGCCUUCGUGCACUGGUACGUGGGUGAGGGUAUGGAGGAGGGUGAGUUCUCUGAGGCCCGUGAGGACCUUGCCGCGCUGGAGAAGGACUACGAGGAGGUUGGCGCUGAGUUCGACGAUGGUGAGGAGGGUGACGAGGGUGAUGAGUACUAGACCCUUCCUGGUGCAUCUGUGUCCGGCCUGUGUGCUGCAAUUAUCCAGUGAUCUGCCCGAGUGGCUCGUACUAUCGUGCAAUGUGUUGUCUGUCGCUCUGAACUAUUGGUCGUUUGGGUGGUUUACAACAGCUGAUGUUGUAAGACUUGUAUGAUCAAUUCCCCGCUUUGCUACUGGGUUAUUAUCAAUGUCGUUGUGGUCUA